Molecule: messenger RNA, 8128 nt
Organism: Lytechinus pictus (painted urchin)
Lineage: Eukaryota; Metazoa; Echinodermata; Echinoidea; Temnopleuroida; Toxopneustidae
Product: protocadherin-11 X-linked-like
Exons: 5
Coding region: 720-4703 (1327 amino acids)
Biological process (GO): homophilic cell-cell adhesion
Cellular component (GO): plasma membrane
Molecular function (GO): calcium ion binding
Source: RefSeq, a predicted model, not a curated record
ACAGAUGAUUUGAAGAGCCGACAAAGUUGGUGUGAUUUUCUAUGUAUAGAUGGUGUGGAAUUGAACUUGUUCAGGGUUAAUUGUUUAGAUCGUCGUUAAUUGCGGAUUAAGACCGUUUAAUAGUUUUUGCUAUUUAUCCCAUCCGCCUGGGUUUGAUGAAUGAAUCACGCGCGACCCCCUGAUUUGGAACAAUGGACUCGUCCACUACUCAUUGAGAAAGAGAAGGGUGGGUGUGUAGAGAGCGAGGGAGUAGCGCACUGCAUCCAACCAAGCAUCAAUAUCCCAAGGACCAUCAUUUGAUGAAGAUCCUAAAAACGAAGUGCGUGUGCUCCUCAACUCAUAAUCAACAUCAUCUACUUUUGGAAUAUAAUAGUACACUUUAUUUUACCUCAUCUUUAUACCCUGACGAGAUGGAGAUACAUCGAAAGGAUUAAUAGAUAACGAUUAGGUUGAAUCAAUGGAUUUGUACUGAAUCUUCACAUCACAAACUGUCUUAUUGUUGGAUGGAUGCAUUUAUAUUUCCGAGCAUCAUUGGAUAUGUCAGGUUCUGUCAGCGUAGCAAUAACUGGACAAGAAGGAACAAAUAGAAAAUGAAUUGAUUAUCUGGAGUAACCAGUCAAAAUACAACGUCUUCCGCCAUCUCCUUGUACGCAGUUCUAAGCAUAGCUUAGUGUUUUUCUACUUCAUCAGUCUGUCGUCUGCUAAUUUGACGUAUCACCAUGACACCACUAAGGAUUUUCCUGCCUCUUUUGAUUCAAAUUUCCUUUCUUAUGAUGUCGGUCGACUCAGCGAGCGACUUAUUUUACUAUGUUGACGAGGAGGUCGUGCCCGGGACCGUCAUUGGGAACGUAGCUGACGACCUCGCGAUUACUGUUGAUGAUUCUACCGAGUUCUCUCUGUUAGGCGUGCCCAACGAGACGAUGUAUGUCUCGCUAGACCCGCAAACUGGCGAACUGACAACAGUCCUUGAACUGGAUCGUGAGGCACUGUGUCCAGGUUCAUCAGCUCCCUGUCAAAUCGAAAUCAGUGCCAUCGAAUUGGGAACCAGGGAGGUGAUCACCAUCAGAGUUACCAUCAACGACACCAACGAUCACGCUCCGGAAUUCGACAAUGCCGUCACCAAUAUUAAUAUCCCAGAAUCCGUCGCUCCCGGAACGAGGUUCCCACUGUCUGGGGCAAACGAUGAAGACACUGGAAAUAAUGGCAUUCAGGGAUACCGCCUCUCUGGUGAAUACGCUGAUAUCUUUGGACUUGUGCAGAACGAGUACCCUGGAGGACUGAUUAUCAUCCAGCUGGAAGUCCUACAGAAUCUUGACCGGGAGAAUAAAGACAACUAUCAGAUGACUCUCAUUGCCGAUGAUGGUGGUGAUUCUCCUCAAUCAGGGGGCACCAUUCUAAACGUCACCGUACUCGAUUCGGAUGACCAUUCGCCUGUUUUUGAUAGGGCCUCAUAUGAGGUAUCUGUCGAUGAGGACAUUGGUGUGGGACAACAAAUCAUCCAGGUCCGUGCUUCCGACCCGGACACCGGUACGAACGGCCAAAUUAUCUAUGACUUUGGCGGCAGCGUAUCGGCAAAGAUCCGAGAGCUGUUUGAGAUUGAUUCAGAAUCGGGCUGGCUCUUAGUUAAGAGUGAUCUUGAUUUUGAAGAUGAAGCUUCUCAUCAGGUAUCCGUUCGUGCAACGAACAACGUCCCAAACCCACUUCCUGAUUUCACGACAGUGACUGUUAAUCUAAAUGAUGUCAAUGACAACAAGCCUCGCAUGACCAUAUCAGCUAUUGAUGGAGUCAUUUCUGGAGGACGAUUCAAGCACAUUCUAGAAAACUCUCCAGAGGGUACAGACCUCGCGUUUAUUCGUGUCACUGAUGUAGAUACAGGAGACAAUGGUCGAGCAAGAUUAACAAUAGAAGACGAUUUUGAGCGUUUUAGAUUAGAACAAAUCACAGAAGGACAGUAUUUUCUCCAGACGGCAGCUGAAUUAGAUCGUGAAGACAUUGACUUUUACAAUAUCACCAUUCUCGCUGAAGAUCGAGGGUCCCCUGUACUAUCCUCACGGAAACGGUUUGAAGUGUACAUUGAUGACGAGAACGAUAACUUUCCCGAAUUCUCGUCAGCUGAAUAUCACGCGACGAUCAGUGAAAACAACGAACCUGGCCACCGUGUUGCUACACUACAGGCAACAGACGAAGACGAGUUUGAGAAUGGCGAAGUUGUAUACAGCCUCGUAGAUGAUAGAGAUGGUGCAUUUGGGAUCCAUCCAACAAAUGGUGUCCUCACCGCUAAUGUGAGUCUUAAUAGAGAGAAUGGUCAAUACAUUGAGCUCAUGAUCAGGGCGUGUGACCGUGGACAACCCCAGAAGUGUAAAGACGUUCCUUUAACAGUCCGAGUUCUUGAUAUGAAUGACAAUGCUCCGACGUUUGGUGGAGAGUUGAUCGAGCUAAGAAUAGAUGAAAAUCAACCUAGUGGUACUUUGGUUGGUCGUGCCAUAGCUACAGAUGCUGACGAAGGAGACAAUAGUCGAUUGAGGUACAGUAUCUUGACUGAUGCUGUAUUCAGGAUUGAUGAAGACAACGGAAGGAUCUUUUCAACAGCAGAACUCGAUCGGGAGAUUCAAGAACUUUAUCAUUUCACAGUACGUGCUGUCGACAACGGACUGUCCCCAAAAACAGCUACUGCCACGGUAGUCGUAACCGUCAAUGAUGUUAACGAUCACAGUCCAGAAUUCAUCUUACCCUCGGCAAAUGAUGAUAUUCGAUUCAUUCCAGUUUCUGCAGAACCUGGUCUCCACAUUAUGACGGUUGAGAGUGAAGAUAAAGAUAAAGACGAGAAUGCUGUUGUCUCGUAUGCAAUUAGUCAUGGAAACACUAAUGGUGCGUUUGGUAUCCAAGCCAAUGGACAGGUUGUGACGGCCCAAUAUCUUGAGCCAAUGUGGGAAGGUGUCCAUGACAUUACAAUACGUGCUACUGAUGGCGGCAGUCCUUCUUCAUCAUCCACAGCCGUUCUUCGCGUUGUCAUAGCAAAUGAAGACUUUAAGCGAUCCCUUCCACCUGCAAACUUUACAUCCUUAUUCAACCUUACAAUUGACUAUUACUUAUCAGUCAACAAUGGAGCAAGCAGUCGCGGUAUUCUCAACGACUGGCCUAUGAUAGUCAUCAUAUCACUGGCCGGGAGCGCCGUCAUCCUCGUCAUUGUCUUUCUCCUCGUCGCUGCCCGAUGUCGAACAAAGAACCGUGAACAAGGCAAGUACAUUGUACCAUCGGGAGAAGAGCUCUUCGCGUCACGGCAGGCAGCAAAGCCCGCCGACAUCGGGGGCAAGAUGUCCGAUACAGACUCGGGGCUGACAUCGACAUCGGCGUCGAAUGCAUCUACCAUUCAAUCGAAGAAUAUUCGAAAAUGGCGGGCACAGCAGGAGAGGGAUCGUGAUUCGAUGGGUUCAUCUAACCCUGGGUCAACUACUAACCUUGGUACACUACCACCUGGGAUCACCGGAGCAGCGAACGUGGACAUGAGACUGGGUAACAGGCAGAUGAGCACGUUUGGUAGCAACUCUGAUCUUCAUUCAGAAAGCAUCGCAUCUAUGACGUCAGCCAGAAGGACGCCAGACCCUGAUGUAGAGGUCCAGCGUCUUCUUCGUAAGCUCCGUCGUGACAGCGAGGAUCGUAACUCAGAAGGGGGCAGUGGUAGUAGCUACGACAGUGGACAUGGUGGAGACCGAGAAAUUGAGCGGGAAAAUGGAUAUAGAGGAAAUUUAUCUUCAGCUGAUGGGAGCUCCAGGCGGUCAGCGUCUUACCCGCGUAUCGCAGCUCUGGCAGCACAGAAUAUCAGCAAUAGCCAAACUCCUUCUGGAAGCCACCGUCAUAGCUACAUGGCUAGCCCUCACUGCACACCAGAAUGUAGGACACUUGGUCACUCCGAUGAAUGUUGGAUGCCAAGCCCAUCAUCUAUCACCAAGCCAAAGACUGUCCAAUUCUCAAAGCAUGAUGAUAACCGAUCAUCAGGCGGUAGCUACCGCAGCUAUCAAUCUAACACAGACCGCCCUCCUGCAACAAGCCCCAAGCCACCCAACCCUGCCAUUGCCUUCGGGAAUGUCUCGAAGGUUACUCCGAACCAUAAACCAAUCCCCAAAGGCUCGACCAACCCUGGACUGGGGCAGCAACCGCCUACAACGAGAGAUCACAACAAUUACUAUGGCAACAUCCCUGCGGUCAUCGUAGACGAUGAACGUAACGGGAACGCACUGCCCUUAACUCCGAUUAGAGAGCAUCCAUCUGAGAGAAGAAGUUCGCAAGACGCUCCUAGCCUCGUCGUAACCAAACCUUCUCCGGAUAAAUACAGAAAUAAUAAUGACGCUCUAAACGGUGACGUCAGAUACCGCAAUGACCUUAAUAGGGGACAUAUAAACGGGGUAAACCCUUUGCAUAGAAACAGUAUGAACGGUAGCAUACCGAACGGUGGUACCCCAAAUGGCGUCCUACCAAAUGGCAUGCAGAAUGGUAGGAGUAAUAGCAGGAACUCUAGUGGUGAUAGUCAUAACUCCAGCUCGGAUAGUGUUGGAACGUACUCGAGUUCGUCGGCUGCGAGCAACGAAAUGACACCAGUUCGUUACUCGCCUGACGAGGUCGAGGCCGUCCUCGAAAAAUGUGGAGGAGAUCGAUCAGGAGGGGUAUCAGCAGACGGCGAGAGGAUGUACACAGAUUGGGUAUAACACGUGAUCUGGGCCCAAAGCCCAUCGUCAUCACCUGACUCUUACAUCACGUGAUCAUGAACACGUGACGAUAUCAUCCCUCCACGUUAUGUGACGUUUCCCCACGAUUAUGUGCAAAUAUUACUUAUUUUCAUGCCAACGAGAUUUGUAAAUAUCUAUUAUUUAUGAAGUAAAUAUUGUAAAGAAUAAUUUAUGAUGUUUGAUGGUGAAUUUGUUGUUAUUAUGCAAGGGUUUUUGACCGCAUUCGUGCCUUUGCUCUGAGUCUAAAAUUUUCGUUUUAGAUUUUAUUUAGAAUUCAAACAGGAAAAAAAAAGGUUACUUAGCAGAGCAAACAUUAAAAUUACAUACAUGGUAUAUUUACCUCACAUUUACAUUCUUGAAAAUAGACCAUAAAAUAUAAAGCCCUUUCCUGAAAUAUAUAAGCUAUCUUCUUCUUCGUGAAUGUAAGAUGCUAACCAUGCUAACUGCUACCUGGUUUGGGUAAAAUUAUAGAUUACAAUAUCAGUUACACCUUUGGAAAUUCUCAUAUUAUAAAUUAUUAUCUCUAGCUUAAAUUUAUAUACCUAUUCUAUUUCUAAUUAUGCUUUUGACAAGAACUGUUUAUUUCAGUUCGACUGCAAGAAGCAUGUAUAUUGAAUUGUGUUCUAUGCGUAGUUGUGACAUAGUCGCACCGCCCUGUGUGUGUUACGUAUAUAGAAGUACUAAUGUAGUCAGAUUGUAACUGUGCUGUAAAUAUAAAUAGAAACUCUUCAUGUAUUAUUAGAUAAUCAAAUUAUCUAUCUUAUUGGAUACUCAAUGAGUGAUUUAUAAAUGAAUCGUGUUUAGAGCAAUAACAUUAGAAAUACAAUAUGAGCUGAAAUCAAUCAAUAUUAAAGAAAAUCGGUAGCACAGAAGUAACAUUUUAAGGUUAUUUUGAUAUCUAACUACCUUUCAUUUUUUGAAAAAUAUGAUACAAUAUUAUUGAAAACAUAGCCAUUCUAGAUUUAUUAAUUUAUUUGCUUAUUUAAGUGUUAGAAAUUGUGAAAUCGACUUCCCCUCCAACGUGAUUGUGAUAUGACUAUUUUAUUGUCUAAAAACGAGCGCACGGUAAACCCUAUUGCAUUGGGACUAUAAACAUAAAUCUCAGAAGUAUUUCAAGCAAGUCUCUUGACACUAACAAUGGAAUGAGAUCUUACUUUAACCAAAGAAGCAAAUUCAUUUUAAUAACUUAAUAUGUUACCCGAAAACCAGUCGUCAGAAUGACGGACGGUUCCUGUUAGAAAUUAUUAUCAUUCUUUAUGAUUUUGUUUACUACAUAGAAUUUUUAGCAAUAUUACGUUGUAUUCACCUAAUUGUAUUCCUCUUUUAGAUUUGUCUUCUUACUGCUACCGUAGUCAUAUUUCUUGUGACCAUUUAGAAUAAAUUUUAUAUGGUGACAUCUAUCUUCCUAUUUUACUGCGUAGUUUGACAAUCAAUCAUUGCACUUAUCUAACACUCUCUCAGAAUUGUGUAAACCAACAUUUGAUUCAAAUAUGAACCUAUCAUUGUUGGUUAAAACAAAAUGCAUGCAAUAUGGAUUGAGAUUUUUUAACCAACAGUUGGUCAGUUCUUUUUUUAACCAAUUUGGGGUUGGUUAAAAAUCUGAGAGUCUAAUAUUUUUCUUUCUUUGUUGUAGAAUUGUUUCCUUGGUGACUGGGAAGCCAAUUCAAAAUGAAUUGCACCUGACAAUCUUAAAAAUGGUCACAAUUAUCAAAUGAUUAGAAAACGAGUCAAAGGACGAAUAAUGAUUAAAAUGCACGUCCGACAACAUUUGAAUUUAUAUUUACAUAUUCUCAGACAGCACACGAUUUAUUGUGCAUCAUUGAUAUCCUUUCCAAAAGAAAGAAAGAAAAAAAAAACUUUGUAUCUCAUUAAGUUCGAAUGCAUUUACUGAGUAAAAUCUUAUACUUCAUCGUCUCUAUCUAUUGUCGGAGUUAAUUCAUUUUUAGUUCAUCUUCAAUAUUAUUUUACCAAUUCUUGUGUGCUUGAACCUCUAAAAUGGAGAAAAAAUCUGGUGAAGCAGUGGCCAUCCGUAGUCGUAGAUGGGGGUAAAUCUGUUACACACUUUGGUUAGAGUGAGUAUAGGCCCCUUCAUGUUCGAAUUUGAAAAGUCUCAAAUCUGGACAAUAUUUUAGUUGUGCAUUUUUAUCUUUUCUCCUCGGAGCUUUGUUUUGCUAUUCAUUUGAAUUGUUGACCAAUGUUAUCUUUUGUAGCAUAGUUGUAUUAUUUUCAUUAGUUUCAUUCUUUGUACCUAAUGUUUUUCGUAUCAAUAUUUGUAUUUCUUAUUCAUAUUUAGCUAGGAUUGGUAAACUAACCAUUACUGCAAUACAUGCUGUUAUUACCAUGAAACUAGUUCACUAAUUUAUUUUGCUAUGGCUGUUCUACAAACCAAACUAUACUUUGUUUUAUUCCAUGGUUUUGAAUGCAAAGAAAAUUUAAGUUUUGCCAUUAAAGACGAUUUCAGACGCUAUCACCAACGGGUGGUGAUCAGUAACAUGUCAUUAUCGAGACGUCUUACCCAUAGCGGGAACUUUAUCACGUAUGGCAGUAGAUCGUCAGUGGCAAUCAGUCACAACCUACUCGUCAUAAAGGAGCAUUCAGAUAUGCAAUGUAUUGCCAAAGGUGAUUGAUAACAUAACCCAUCGCCGUUGAUGAUGGUGUCUGAAACUGCUUUUGAUGUCAAUACUUAAAUACAGGGAAUGGGGUUAAUGCUAAUAAUAUGACCUAAGCGAAGUCAUCAUCUUGUACAAACCAUUUCAAUAAUGAAUUCGCAGCUUGGUAUAGAUGCGUAUUUUAAUCAAAGUCGAAAACAAUUCAAUAGAUACAUAAUUUUAUUCUUUGUUUGCUCGACCUAAGUGCCUUUUGAUACUGGUGAUUUUUCUCCUUUCGAACAAUGAUAUUUACACCAGUAUUAUAUCCCAUAUCUUUUAGAAAGACUGAGUUAUUAAGUAUUAUUUUGUGAUCAUGCUUGCCGUAGAGUUAUUGUAAGUGAGCUGAAUUGUGCUAGGUGAUUAGUUGUGAUUUGCAUUGAAUAGUUGUAUAUAAUAAUAUUGUUGAGUAUGUUAAAACAAGCUACGCCUAUAUUUAUACGAAUCAAAACAUCAGAGACGUUGAUUUUUUUUGCACUACUAGAAAGUUGGACGUUGUCAUUCCUGAUCAAAUACUUUCAAACAAUAGGAUUGAUCCACAUGCUCAAUGCGACUUUCAUGUUUGAAUGAAUUUUCGAUAAUUUGAAUCAAGAAUCUCUCUCGGGAAAUGUUUUGUUCAAGAGAGAUCAAAUCGAUUUAUACCCUUUGCUUGAUGUUUGUGAUAAUUGCAGCUAUACAUGUAUUUAAUUUCAUAUUUUGUCAUAAUUCGUAUUUGUAUAUUAUGUACAUUGUAAUAAAAUUAUACCGUGAAAAUGUCAA